Molecule: messenger RNA, 1369 nt
Organism: Bufo bufo (common toad)
Lineage: Eukaryota; Metazoa; Chordata; Amphibia; Anura; Bufonidae
Product: microsomal glutathione S-transferase 2-like
Exons: 5
Coding region: 35-484 (149 amino acids)
Biological process (GO): leukotriene biosynthetic process
Cellular component (GO): membrane; nuclear envelope; endoplasmic reticulum
Molecular function (GO): enzyme activator activity; leukotriene-C4 synthase activity; glutathione peroxidase activity
Source: RefSeq, a predicted model, not a curated record
UUUGCAUUCUACCUCAUUCUUUCUCUCCUAUAACAUGGCCUCUGACAUAGUCCUUCUUGCUGCUGUCUCUGUGUUAUCUGCCUGCCAGCAAGCAUAUUUUGCCAACCUGGUAGGAAAAUCCAGAAUAAAGCACAAGGUGAUACCUCCAGCUGUCAGUGGACACCCAGAGUUUGAGAGAACCUUCAGAGCACAACAAAACUGUAUUGAAUUCUAUGCAAUGUUUUUGGUCGAUCUUUGGGCUGCAGGCUGGUUCUUUAAUCAAGAAUUAGCCUCACUGUUUGGUUUACUAUACAUCUACGGACGGCACCUCUACUUUUAUGGAUAUGUUCAAUCUGUUAAGGGCAGGCUAAAGGGAUUCUCUGUAAGCAAGAUGGCACUGAUUCUGCUCCUGAUCAUGUCCGUGACGGGAAUCACUAACAGUCUCCUGGACAAAUAUAUCCACCUCAACCUGCUGACUAAAAUACGUCACAUUGUACUAGGAUAAGGGGGGAGGCUAACAUGAUGGCUUUAUAUAAUCAUUUUUGGAAUUUUAGACAAUUUUAGAAUAUGUUAUGCAUGUGCUGACUUUUCUACUGAGACAUCUGGUAUGGCAUUUGGCAAUUUUGGUGUCCUUUGCCUUCUGUAAUUUUGCCUGCUAUUUUGUAUGCAGGGUCCUCUGUGGCAAGGCUUGAUAAACAGGUAGGUUAUGACUGAUCCUGGAGUCACAGUGCUCAUCACUCUUAUGUACAAUGGCACUUGGAUAUAGACAGAACAAGAGGGAAAUAUGGAAAAUAUAUAGCUUUAUAACCAAAGAGAAAAAAGGAGGACCUUGUGAAAUUGUAGUCUACCUCAUGGUGAUGGCAUUUACUCAUAAUUGGUAUAUACGUCACAAAACUAAAAAUCUAAUAUGUGCUAGUGGUUAUACCACACGUUAGGGAAAUAUGUGACUCAAAGCAUGAAAUGAGCCAAUGUUAUUAAUAGUUUCACAUUAAAAUGCAUUUAAUUAGGCUUCCAUGGGUAUAGACUAAGACAGGGAUGCUCAAACUGCGGCCCUCCAGUUGUUGUAAAACUACAACUCCCACCACGUCCUACUGUAGGUUGAUAGCUGUAAGCUGUUCAGGCAUGCUGGGAGUUGUAGUUUUGCAACAGCUGGAUGGCCGCAGGUUGAGCAUGCCUGGCCUAAGAGAAGUAUGAAAAUGUUAUAGAGCAGAGGUAAAACUACCUGAAGGAUCCUUGGAAAUCUGGAGGCAAAUAAAAUUAGCUCAAGUAAUUGUAGCUGUAAAUACACUACUGUCAGUCGAAUGUGUUCCUCUUCCCAUAAUGGGAGUUAUUGUAUUAGCCUGUGUUCACGUCAUGUUUUUGUACCACACCUAUGGGAUCACCGCUAAUC